Messenger RNA from Pyrus x bretschneideri (Chinese white pear), 2508 nucleotides. RefSeq lists its product as uncharacterized. The transcript has 3 exons. The record is from RefSeq and is a predicted model, not a curated record. NCBI's taxonomy places the organism in Eukaryota, Viridiplantae, Streptophyta, Magnoliopsida, Rosales, Rosaceae. Gene Ontology annotation, molecular function: protein binding. The coding region runs from base 985 to 2271 and encodes 428 amino acids.
UUGUGCACUCAGCUGAGGACUGCGAGAACUGAAGAAGCUUAAUUGUUGCCGUGCGGUACAGCAGCACGGCCGUCCGUACAGUCCCUCCUCCUCCUCACAAUUCCCAAUGAAAACCCUAAUUUCGCAAUUCACUAUAAAUUGUUCGAAUCCCCAAUCUUCGCCAUCGGCUUUCAUCUUCCAUUUUCCGUCACUUUUUAGGGAAGCCAGAACUUUCUUCAAUUUUCUCGCAGAAAAUGGUCUUGCAAUCCCGGAACCUUUAGAUUCUCUUCCGUCGGAGCUAAGUGUGCUUCUGAAUCGGCGAGUUACGGCGGGUGGGACGACUUCAGAUUAGCCGGCGGCUCGGGUCCCUCUGGUGAGUCCGAUCAGUUUCGUCAGUUUCUGAAUUCUAUAGGAAUCGACGAUAAGAAACAUGUUUUCGUGUUUUUGUUAGGCCUUGUGUGUGCUUUCGCCAUUUCUAGGGUUAGGGUUUCUUCUAUUGUUGUGUUUCCAGCGUCGAUUUUAGUUUUCGCAAUUGGGUUUUCGUUUGGAUUUGUUCGUGGAGGCGUUGGUGAAGUGAGGUUAAUUGGAGAUAAGAGAAGGGGAAAGGAAGAAAAUUUAAUUGCUAAAUCUGAUAAAUUGAGGAAAUUGGUGGAAAUUUUCGACGAAUUCCAUGUUAAAGUUGGUAAUUUGAAGUAUGAUAUACAAAAAGCUAUUGAUUGUAGAGAAAUUACAGUUACUGAUUUGGAAAGUUAUGUAAAGGUCAUUGAAAGUAUUGGUUCGUCGGUGUUGAAUGCUAGGAAUGUUGCUGAUGGGUCUGUUGAGAACUUGGGGAAGUUCAGUGUUGAGUUAGCUGAGAGCAAAAAGGCGAGUAAAAGAAAGAAAGAGCCUGCUGAGAUUGGAUACGAGUUGUUCCAGUACAUCGGAGGUUUAUUUAACGACAAAUUGGCUGAUUCGAAGUCUGGUAGAGUGAAAAACAAUGUUAAGCGAGAGACUACGGAGAAAGUGAUGGAUGAUCAAUCUCGAGGGAACGGUUCAAUGCCUCCUGUUAAAGGAGUGGUUCUCGGUUCUGUUCAUUCUCAAGAAGUGUAUAGUAAGUCUGGUUUUGAUGAGGCUGGAUAUGGAAGAACCAAAGUUGCUUUGGAAAAUAAUAAGAUGAGUUCAGAGGAGGCGGACGGGGGUCCUAACAGAUCUACAGCUAGAAAAGUGUUUAAUUAUCAGAAUAAUGGGUUGCAAAGCAAUGGUCACGUGUCUAUGAAGAUGGAUGCUAGUUAUCACGCUGAAACGUGGGAAUUCCCUGAAAGUCUACUUGAUUCUGUAGAUUUCGGUGUCAGAACAAAACAGAUGGACGAUAAAUCUAAUGGGGUUUACAGGCCUUCUAAUAUCAGGGGAAAAAAUGUGAAUGGAACUUAUGAGUUUCAUGGUAGAGAAGAGAAGGUAAAUCGCAAUGACGAUUCCCAGCUUGGUGAUCACCUGCCUGGACAUGAGAAUGAACUACCUUCCCUUUCAUCUUCGUUGGUUUUGGAUGAUAUAUUAUUUGACAGGUAUGUUACAGAAGCUAAUGAUCUUCUAAAACAAGCCAAGGAAUUUAUAAGGGUCAGACACAAUGAAGAGCGUGCAGAGAUCGUAUUAUACAGGUCAGCCAAAUUACUGUCCAAAGCCAUAGCUAUGAAGCCCAUGAGUUUAUUGGCUGUGGGCCAGUUAGGCAACACUUGCCUUCUUCAUGGAGAAUUAAAAUUAAGGAUUAGUCGCGAGUUGAGAAUGCACCUUUCAAGAAGUGACCCCUUAUCGGUUGAGAAAUGGAUUAGAAUGCAGGAUAAAGUCACAAGUAAAGAUGACAUUGCAUCGGUCCUCAUUAAUGUUUGUGAAGAGUGCGAGGAACUUCUUGUGGAAGCAGGCAGAAGGUAUAGAAUGGCGUUAUCAAUUGACGGGAAUGAUGUGAGAGCACUAUACAAUUGGGGUCUUGCUCUUACCUUCCGUGCACAGUUGAUUGCAGAUAUUGGACCGGAAGCAGCUUUUGAUGCCGACGAACUGUUCUUGGCUGCAAUUGAUAAGUUCGAUGCAAUGAUGUCAAAGGGAAAUGUUUAUGCCCCGGAUGCUCUAUUUCGAUGGGGUGUGGCACUACAGCAACGAUCCCGACUACGUCCCAGUAAUGGUAAAGAGAAGGUGAAGUUACUAGAGCAGGCAAAGAGGCUGUAUGAAGAUGCACUCGAUAUGGACUCGAACAAUGUCCAAGUAAGAGAAGCCUUAUCAUCGUGCAUGUUGGAGCUUGGCAGUAGGCGACUUUACUCUUAACUAAACCCGAAACAAUGCGUUGUUGCAUCGGUUUCUUCAUUUUUUUGUUCCAAAUUUUGUCUUUGUAGGCUCUCCGUGCAGAUGGUGCUUCUUAGAUAUAUUUGUAUACAUAUAAAAAAAGGAAAUAAAAGUGAUGACAAGAGAAAAUGGAAAAAAAGUUCACAUUGGAGAUGAAUAAUAAUCGGCGGCGAACGCUAAAUUUACUAAAUUAUGUAUGUAAUAGGUUGAUUGUGAGGA